UGAGCAACAUAAAGCAGAAUGUACUUCGUAAAGAAAAUGUUUUUAGACUCCAAACAAGUUCUCAGUGUAACUGUUCUUCAGUUCUUCAUCCUCUACGUCAUCAAAGACUCGUCCCUGGCCUCCAAGUCUCCAGAGGUACCACAGUCCCACGCCCGUCCAAAUGUAGCUCCUUCAGGGACACUAGGAAGUGUAUCACAACUUAAUUCACUUUCACUUCAGAAACGUUCUGUUUAUAAUUUGGAAGAUGUUAAAGACUUAGAUUCAAAUAAGAAGGAAGAGUUAGAUUCGACGGAAUGGAGCAAAGAGGAGUUAGAACCUAAUAUGGAUAAGAAAUGGAAAAGUAUGGCGGUUUGGGGAAAACGAGAUGCAGAUUCAGAAGUCGAAAAGAAAUGGAAGCAAAUGGCAGUUUGGGGAAAACGAGAUAUGGACCCCGAAUUGGAAAAGAAAUGGAAGCAAAUGUCCGUUUGGGGGAAAAGGGAUAUGGACCCCGAAUUAGAAAAGAAAUGGAAGCAAAUGUCCGUUUGGGGGAAAAGGGAUAGUGAUUUAGACAUGGAAAAAAAAUGGAAACAAAUGUCCGUUUGGGGUAAAAGAGAUAUGGACCCUGAAAUGGAAAAGAAAUGGAGGCAAAUGGCAGUUUGGGGAAAAAGGGAUAUGGACCCCGAAAUGGAAAAGAAAUGGAAGCAAAUGUCCGUUUGGGGAAAAAGAGAUAUGGACCCCGAAUCGGAAAAGAAAUGGAAGCAAAUGUCCGUUUGGGGGAAAAGGGAUAUGGAUCCUGAAAUGGAAAAGAAAUGGAAGCAAAUGUCCGUUUGGGGGAAAAGGGAUAUGGACCCGGAAAUGGAAAAGAAAUGGAAGCAAAUGUCCGUGUGGGGAAAAAGAGAUAUGGACCCCGAAAUGGAAAAAAAAUGGAAACAAAUGUCCGUUUGGGGGAAAAGGGAUAUGGACCCGGAAAUGGAAAAGAAAUGGAAGCAAAUGGCAGUUUGGGGUAAAAGAGAGGAUAUACCUGAAACCGAAAAGAAAACGGAAACUGGAUCAGUGCGUGUAAAAAGAGAAAGUAGAGGCUCAGGAAACGGAUGGAGAGCCUUGUCCGCUUGGGGUAAAAGGUCAACAGACUCUCAAAUCGAUAGGUCAACAGACUCUCAAAUCGAUAGGUCAACAGACUUAGACGUUGAAAAAAAGUGGAAAGAAAUGUCCGUUUGGGGAAAACGUGAGAAAGAAGACCUCGAAAAGAGAUGGAGGGAAAUGGCCGUAUGGGGAAAGAGGAGUAACCCACGCGCUUCUUCGAGAAACUGGCAGCAUUUACUAAACAUUUGGGAGAAGCGGCCAAGCUGGAGUACCGGCUUCAGCAGCUGGGGAAAGCGAUCAGGAACAGACGACCAGUUCGAUGUUAAGGACUACCUGCUUCAAACAAAGUUAAACACAGCUCCUGAAGAGAUGAUGACGUAAUAUGGACGCUGCCCGAGGGUGAUCCUGUCGGGAACCACCCCUCACACAGCUGCCACGGCGGUGAUACCAGCCCACUAAACUGCAAUAACUACAACAUAUUUUAACACAACUCGAUUGGAAGUUUUAUUUUUGUUACUUACCUCCCUUGUGUUUUUGUCAUUCUUUCAUUAAUUUCAAAUUUUGAAAAAUAAGAUCGAAAGAUGUAUUGAAAUCUGAAUUAGGUGAAUUCUUAUUAAAUUUUUUAUACGAGAGUUAAUCAAGAAAACAUUUAACAAAUGUUAGUGGUUAUAUUAAGUUCAACAUUUUGAACAAUCUUUAAUAAACGAAGGUUAUUAGUUGGUGUGUACUUAAUACUUUUACCCAAAUCAUGGAAUGUAGGGUCCUUUGUUGUUAUAAUUUUAGUUUUAGUAAAAUCGUUACGGGCCUGUGGUUAACUAUUUUUAUUGUAAGUGGUUUAUGAAAUAAUAAAAUUUAUUUACACAAAAAAUAAAAAAUAAAAAUUCCGUUUCAAAUUAAUCCUAAUUAUAGCUGCGAUUCUUUUAAUUGUUAAAGUAUUUAAAAAAUUAAUUAUCAUUUAAGUGUUUCCAAAUUUUUACAUUUUUUUCGAUAACAAAAUACAUUUUUUUGUUUUCUUUCAUUUUUAAUUUUGACAUUUGAUUUGAUCAAGUUGUGUUAGUUGUUUCAACUGGUUUGUUCAAAAUAUUUUUUCUGGAUUUUGGGCAAAUUUUGUCUCAAACACUACAAUUACUAUUAAAACAUGUUGUCUGAAGUGAUA
Messenger RNA from Physella acuta, 2218 nucleotides. Its product is annotated as protein PRQFV-amide-like. Lineage: Eukaryota; Metazoa; Mollusca; Gastropoda; Physidae. The record is from RefSeq and is a predicted model, not a curated record.